This is a messenger RNA of Bathycoccus prasinos, 459 nucleotides long. RefSeq lists its product with no specific name. The coding region runs from base 1 to 459 and encodes 152 amino acids. Gene Ontology annotation, biological process: mRNA processing; regulation of mRNA splicing, via spliceosome. NCBI's taxonomy places the organism in Eukaryota, Viridiplantae, Chlorophyta, Mamiellophyceae, Mamiellales, Bathycoccaceae. The transcript has 2 exons. Gene Ontology annotation, molecular function: RNA binding. The record is from RefSeq and is a predicted model, not a curated record. Gene Ontology annotation, cellular component: spliceosomal complex.
AUGCCCGCGUUUUCGAGAGCAGGGGAAGGUGGUAUCAGCAGAAAGAACAAGUCCUCGAUCGUCAGUCUCCCAAUAAUCUUGAAGAAGAAAGUAAACUUUGCGAAAAUAAAAAAAGAAGGGAAAGAAGAAUUAGCGCAAUGGACGGAAACCAAAGUGACGACUAUGUUAUCGUUCGAAGACGAGGUUUUGAACGGCUUAAUCGUGAACAUGUUCGACGAGUGCAGCGAAACGGGCGAAGCCGUGGACGGGACUAAGUUUUACGAACAGCUGCUCCCAUUUUUAGAGAAGGAAAACACGGAGACGUUCAUGUCAGAGCUUUGGCAGUUAGUAACAAACUUGGACGAAGAAACAGGGGUCCCGAAACAAUUUAUCGAAGCGCGCGAGGCGCAAAAGAGAAAAAGAGAAGAGAAGGCGGAUCAGUUUAGGAAGAGCAGAGAAGAUUUGGACCCACGGAUAUAA